This is a messenger RNA of Dunckerocampus dactyliophorus (ringed pipefish), 3896 nucleotides long. RefSeq names its product gon-4 like a (gene gon4la). The transcript is spliced from 20 exons. The record is from RefSeq and is a predicted model, not a curated record. Gene Ontology annotation, cellular component: nucleus. Lineage: Eukaryota; Metazoa; Chordata; Actinopteri; Syngnathiformes; Syngnathidae. Gene Ontology annotation, molecular function: transcription coregulator activity. Gene Ontology annotation, biological process: regulation of DNA-templated transcription. Bases 662 to 3721 code for a protein of 1019 amino acids.
CUCUUAUUUACUGUCAAGACAAAUAAAUGUACUUGACGUUGUUCAUAUGCACGUUGUCAUUUAAGAGCAAGUUGAGAAAAGAAGACAAUUAGCUUAUUUAACAUGGCAGGACAUGAAUCGAUGGAAGUCAGAUGACAUCGAAUAGAGCGACAAGGUGUCAUGUGCCGUCAUUCCGGAAGGGGGCAGUAAGUUGAAGAAACAGAAGAAAGGAGAAGAAGAAGCUUCAUGAAGGAAAGCAAGGGAGUGUUGCUUGCUAGUGCUGAUGAAGGCGAAGAUGAUGAUCGUUCUUGUGCACAAAUAUACACUUUACUCUUUGAUGUAACGACUAAUAGCCGCUUGCGCGUAUGCUAGCUCACGUGAUGUGUGCGCGUCCAUGAUAGUCGCAAAUGAAGCUAGCUGUUAGCUAUUGUGCAUACUUUCUAAUGCUUCGGUUGAACUACAUCAACGGAAACACUUUUAACAUCGAUUGUCUAGUGACGACGUGUUAACACGAAUGAUCAUGAAAACAAACUAGCCGUUAAUGUGUAUGACUAUUCUUCUAUUCUAUUCUGCGACGGUUUAAUGUAUAAUGCUAGUAGUAAUCACAGAGUUAAAUUCAUACACACUGGGUGACCUGGUGCUAGCCUGAGUUCCCAGAGGUCACAGGUCACGGUCAUCCACCAUGAACUCUGCCACACGCCUGAAACUGGGAACAUCCCAUCAACGUGGGCUUGGCGAGGAGGGAUGCUCGCCGGUUGAAGAGGACGCCACAGAGUCCAGCCUCAUCAUCACCACAGGUGAUCAACACGCUAAGAGCGCUAGGAGGAGAGCGGUGAGGAGGAAGAGGAAGACUGAAACGGGGGAAGAGGAUCAGAGAGAAGAAGAGGGGGCGGGCGGAGAGUUGAUUGACAGACAGCUGGACCAGUCACUGGAGAACAAGUCCAAACAACACAAGCUGACCAGCGUGAACGUGCGCAACAUCAUCCACGAAGUCAUCACCAAUGAACACGUGGUGGCCAUGAUGAAAGCUGCUAUCAACCAGACGGACGCCAUGCCUCCAUUUGAGCCCAAAAUGACUCGAUCCAAGCUGAAAGAAGUUGUGGAAAAAGGCGUGGUGAGACCUCUUUGGCUUUUUGGGGGCCUUCAUGUUGUCUGCCCCGCUCACUCCCUGUCCGCCCUGCUCGCUUCCUGUCAGGUGAUCCCAGCAUGGAACAUCUCGCCCAUCAAGAAGAGCAGUCAGGUUUCCAAGGCUCCCCAGUUUGUUGACAUCCCUCUGGCUGAGGAAGACUCCUCUGAUGAAGAGUACCAUCCUGAUGAGGAAGAGGAGGAUGAGACGGCUGAAGACACGUUGCAGGAGAGUGACUUGGAGAGUGCGGCAUCGCCACCUAGAGGAAGUGCAGUGCAGAGGCCGGACCAGGACCCCCGCUGCCCCUGGAAGAGUUCUCGAGCGCCAUCCUGCCAUUUCAGGGUGGAGUCUGUCCCCAUGGCUCCUCCCCCCCUUCCCAAAGCCCCACCUCCCAAAGUAGUGACAGACAGCACUUUCUUGGAGAAGCUUCAUGCUGUGGAGGAGGAACUGGCUGUGUGUAUGGAACCUUACCAGUGUCAGCCUCUGUCGCAGUCAGACGAUGAAGUCGGGCUGAUGGCGUACCGGACACGCUCAAAGCGUCCUCUUCGUGAUGUCCCUCUGGGCCAACUGGAGGCGGAGCUCCGAGCACCAGACAUCACGCCUGACAUGUACGACUGUGGCUCCGCCCCCGAGGACAGAGAGUGGACCGUUUGGUUGAGAGGCCUGAUGAACUCUGACAUGGACGAUGAGGAGUGUGAUGAUGAUGAUGAUCCAGAGUACAACUUCCUGGCUGACAUUGAUGAACCAGACCAGGAGGAUUACCGUGACGACAAGGCAGUCCGCAUCACCAAAAAGGAAGUGAAUGAACUGAUGGAGGAGCUGUUUGACACGCUGAAAGGUGACCUGGGGGGGCAGGAAGUGGAUGAGGAAGGACAUGAAGAGGAGGAGGAGCCACAUGAGGACACGCCCACACUUGACAAGCGUGUUGACACACACGUGUGUGACAUGUCCAAACAUGGGCACAGUGGCGAGAACAGACCAAUCAGAGAGCGGCGUACCGUCAAGCAGCAGCUAGCCUUCAUCAGAAGCACACAACACAAACACUGUACACACACAUACACACUGACGCUGGAUACACAACAACGCAACACACUCAAGCAGCAGCUGCAGCAGCAUGUUCAGCUGUUGGCUGAGGUUCACCUGCUGACUUCACCUGUAGAAGAACUUCACAGUGAAGCUGAAACCACUAGACACUUCCUGUUUGAGUUAGACGUGUUGGCCCAAAGAGGCGAGCUGAUGAUGUCGUCACAGCAUCGCUCUGACGUCAGCGCUUUUAGAGCAUCCAACCUGCGCGGGGCGCUGCAGCUGCUGGACGAGCUGCAACAUCACCCCAUCAGCUAUGUGACACGCAAGCACCCACCUGACACACGUGGACAGAUGCGCUGUUUUCCCAUCAUGCCAGCUGAGUUGGCAUGGAUCUUUGCUACUUGUUCAGUUUUCCUCUACCCAGAACUUCUGCCGUGUGUCAGUCUGGAUCCAGCUCUCUACUGCCCCCGCAGGACAGCUGCCUUUACUGCAGCAGAAGACUGUUUGUUGGUUCUGGGUCUGAGGAACAUGGAGGGGUCAUGGGACCCGACCAAGCUGGUGUCUGAGUUUCUAUUGGGCAAAAGUCAUCUUCAGGUGCGACGCAGAAUCCUGCAGUGCUGCAGACCUGGCACCCCCGACAACAUGGUCAAGGCGUACUGGCACCAGCAUGUGUUGUGGUCCAUGCCACUGGCCUCCUGUCACGUUGAUGCAUCAGAGCAGCGCCCCCCAGUGGAAAGACCCUUGAGCAUCAUGCCUCUGUGGUUACUGAGGAGUAUCCCUAUUGUCUUAGCAGCAGUCAAACAAAUCAACAGUCUACCUGGCUCCGCCCUCUCCACCAACAGCUUCCCAACCCAAGUGUGCUAUCCACCCCGCCCGCCCCCCAACCUUGACUUCCGCCGCACAGGUUUUGUUCAGCAUCCGCCCCCCCCCAUGACACCCAGUGGACCGACCAGUCAGAACAGACAAUGUGGGAGGGGUGAGACUCCACCCUUUCCCAACCACACAGACAUGCAGGACAGCAAAGAGGCGGAGCUUCCUGUCUUGCAUCUGUCAGAAUCCUCAACAUGCUCCGACUCUGACCUGCUUGUGGCCAAGGAGGCGGAAGCCAAAGGGGAUCCGGGUGUGACCUUGGCGCCAGUAGAAGACGGAGGAACGUCCUCACUUGAAUCUUUAACUUCCUGUCCGCCAUUCAAGCAGAAAUUGUGGGCGUCGUCUCGUGGAACACCAGGCUGUCAUCUUGCAGACAGAAACCGGCGCCAAGACGCACCAGCCCACAAAGCGCCAAAGCAUGCAGUUUUUGCCAAAAAUGUCUCAAUGGGCGUAAACGGAGAAAGACUAAUUAUCUGGACCCGGGAAGCGGACCGCGCCAUCCUGACUGCCUGUCAGCAGCGAGGAGCCAAUCAGAAAACAUUCCAACAAGUCUCCGCCCACCUGGGAAACAAGACGGCUCACCAGGUGCGUCUUCGUUUCCAUGACCUUGUUAACCUUUUCCACCUGGCAUCCCAGAAAGACAAAUCCUGUUCCUCAGGCGGAAGCCAGGACCCACCAGCGGAACCGGAACAAACCCAAACGCAGCCAGAUGACCUGUGACCUUGACAUGUCAUUGAAGAGUCAAAGAAUUGUUUGAAAAAUUCACAUUGAAUGAUUUUAAACACGUCAUGUUUAUGCUGAAAAUAAAGCUUAUUCAAUAAAGACAACGCCCAUCCUUCAUGUUGGAAAGUGGGUGGGCCCAAAAAAAAGCUUGGUAGAGGUCACACAGAGGUCA